Messenger RNA from Kuraishia capsulata CBS 1993, 1701 nucleotides. RefSeq lists its product as uncharacterized. Bases 1 to 1701 code for a protein of 566 amino acids. The transcript has a single exon. NCBI's taxonomy places the organism in Eukaryota, Fungi, Ascomycota, Pichiomycetes, Pichiales, Pichiaceae. The record is from RefSeq and is a predicted model, not a curated record.
AUGCCCGUCCAGGAACAUCCAGCAGAGCAUUUAUCGUCUUUCGUUCCAGAUGAGUACAAACAGCAACUUCUGAAGACCCCACCAAGGCAGCAGUUGGAGGACCCGCUAUACCAACAACGGCUAGCGGCAUUAAGAGACAACUACAAAUUCGCGUUUAUCGUGCAGUGGUUCCAGCUUUUACGGAGCGAGAUCAGACUCACUAACGAUGCUUUUGAUGUGGAGGCGUUGGAAGAGGAGUUUUUGGGAAUAACAGGGACCACCUUCAUAAACAGGUUCAAAAGUGCCAUAAUCCAUCUCCUCACAGGCCGCAAAAUCAUCAAUAUUGAGAACAAUUUUGCCGACUUCGACAGCGAAUUGUUUUUGUUGUUACCAAAUUACUUUCAGGAACAUUAUAAAACCGAGGAAGAGUUAGAAAGCUUCAAAUUCAAUGAUUUGGAUCUGGUGGACCAGCUAGACAUAUACUAUGAGCUGCUGAAUCUGACCACGUUCUACGAGGUGUUCAGGAAAACCGUUGACAAAUAUGCCAAACCGUGGGAGGAGUUGAGAGCUACUGCAAUUUUGGAGGAUAAUAAGAAAUCCAUCCGUGAAGAGUACUUCAUCCUGGAAGAUGAUAGGCUAUACUAUCGCAAGCUGGAGUAUCCACGGUUGGUCAUCCCCAAAACAAGCAAACAGGAUGACGAGGCCGCUGAGACUGUUGAUGAACUUCCAGACAGCAAUCCCAAGCUUGUGGAAUGGAGAUGUUUGUGCGUGGGUAUCUACCAGUUUGAUGACUAUCUGGUCGAUCUCAAGAAGAAAGCAGGAAAACGAACCUCUUCCAGAGAAUACAAGCUUUUACAGGAGCUGAAACCUUACAUAGAGCGCAUAUUUACGUCUGAUUUCAAGAGAAGGAAACAGUCGUUGCACCGGAAGAAGGAACUCCAAUUGCAGUCUUUGAUUGCGAACAGAAAGCGGUCGUCCAGACUGGAGGAGAAAGAGAAGCGUCGCCUGGAGGAGGAAGAAGCCAGGAAUGAAGAGUACGAGCGGCUGAAAAGAGAAGGUGCUGCCAUAAGGGCCUCAAAGAGGCAAAAACUGAAGGAAGAGAUGUAUGGUAAUUCCGACAGAGAGGGCUCCGCGGAUAUUGGACUAUCAAGGGAAGAGAGAAUGAAACUAAGGAGAUCCAAGAUAGAAGGAGAAACUGAGCCAGUUGAAAAUUCAGUCGAAAAUUCGGCCGAACAUUCGGCAGAUACUACGGUCUUGGCUCCAGCGAAGGGAGAAGAGGAUUCAAACUGGCAGUUUGAUUGCAAAUGUGGAAUUAAGAGUCAGAACUUUGACGACGGGACAGCAAUGAUUAGCUGCGAAAACUGCAACAAAUGGCAACAUUAUGCGUGCCAAUCGCAGGAGGUGAAGUUCAAGUUAGAUAGGGAAGAGGGAUAUCACUUCUUCUGUGGUGACUGCGAUCAAAGCGACGUAGUCCCAGAAGCGAAUGGAGCAGCAAGAGCUGAGCUCGAAGUCAUAGAAUCGUCACCUGUUGAGGAAGUCCCAGUUGAGACCGUUCCCGAGACCAUUCCUGAGACGAACAACUCGGGCAGCUUCACCGUUCCACAAACCCCAGUGAUCCAGACUUCCUCCAAUGCGGCGCAGCAAGCACCAGCCCCUUCUGUUACUGUUCCUACCCCCGUUUCAGAGCCAGUAUCCGAAACGCGCCCGAAUAUCGGGGCUUAG